Messenger RNA from Aspergillus pseudoviridinutans, 996 nucleotides. RefSeq lists its product as uncharacterized. The record is from RefSeq and is a predicted model, not a curated record. Lineage: Eukaryota; Fungi; Ascomycota; Eurotiomycetes; Eurotiales; Aspergillaceae. The transcript has a single exon. Bases 1 to 996 code for a protein of 331 amino acids.
AUGGCUACUCGCUACGAAUCUGUACACCAGAACCUCAACGGACCCGGCGAUGCUCGUCCCACAGCACUUCAGAUUAUCGAAGAUGAAAACCUCAAGGGGAAGUGGUCCGACAAGACGGUCUUGAUUACCGGCUGCUCCUCAGGAAUUGGAGUCGAAACAGCUAAAGCACUUUACGAAACCGGUGCUACAAUUUAUGCCACCGCGCGGGACCUGAACAAGGCCAAGUCAGCCCUCGGCGCUAUUCUUGAUAGCGGCCGUGUCCACUUGUUUGAACUUGAUCUCCAAUCUCUGGCUAGCGUUCGCAAGUGUGCAGAGACAUUCCUCGCGAAAUCCAACCGUCUGAACGUCCUUAUCAACAACGCUGGUGUCAUGGCUACCCCCGAAGGUCGGACUGCCGACGGAUUCGAAACCCAAUUCGGCACUAAUCAUCUCGCUCACUUUCUGCUGAUCCAACUACUCCUUCCUGUCCUCGAGAGAUCAUCGACCGCAGAGUUUCAAUCACGUGUUAUUAUCCUCUCGUCCGUCGCUCACUGCGAUGGCGAGGUGAACUUCAAGAACCUCAACUUCGAGGGCGAAUAUGAUCCAUGGAAGGCUUAUGCCCAGAGCAAGACCGCCAAUCUCUGGACCUCCAACGAGCUCGAACGUCGCUUUGGGCCAAAGGGUGUGCACUCAUUCAGCGUGCAUCCUGGUGCAAUCAUGACCGGGCUUCUGCAACACUUCUCGGACGAGCAAGUGAAAGGCUUGGGCGCUGAUCCUCAUUUGGCGAAGAUGUUCAAGAGCCCAGAGCAGGGUGCAGCCACAACAGUGUGGGCUGCCACCGCAAAGGUAUUCAAAGGUCAAGGAGGCAAGUACCUUGAAGAUUGCCAGAUUGCGAAGCCCCGGCCUCCCAAUGUCGGUCAGUACGACCCAGGGUAUGCAUCCUGGGCAUAUGAUGAGAAGAAGGCAGCGCUGUUGUGGGAUAAGUCUCUGGAGCUUGUAAAACCAUUUGUUUCGUGA